This is a messenger RNA of Pangasianodon hypophthalmus (striped catfish), 1860 nucleotides long. RefSeq names its product CTD nuclear envelope phosphatase 1a (gene ctdnep1a). The transcript is spliced from 8 exons. The coding region runs from base 605 to 1342 and encodes 245 amino acids. Lineage: Eukaryota; Metazoa; Chordata; Actinopteri; Siluriformes; Pangasiidae. Gene Ontology annotation, molecular function: protein serine/threonine phosphatase activity. The record is from RefSeq and is a predicted model, not a curated record.
CGUAGGCAGAGCAGUAAUGGCGGCUCACAGUUCUCUCCUGGAUGUUUCUCUCGGAAGCGCUGUUUGACGCUGUGUGUGCGGACUCUCUCCUCCCUGCGCUGUGACACACGCGGUGGGGAAUAAAGUCGAAGCUUUUUGUACCAGUUUAAAAUUUCCGUCGAUUUGUGGAGUUUUUAUCCGCUUCUCCAGGCGAAUUGGCCAAGGGCUUGCUAGUUUAGCUUAGCUUUGCUAGGUGGCAGAUAGAAAACAAGUCAAGUUAGCCUAGCAUGCUAAGCCAACUCAGUGGAGCCAGGUUUCCUCAGUUUGCCCUGUGUUAGCUUGUUAGCCUCCGAGCUGCAGGAGUGUGUGUGCGUGGCGCAGCGCUUCAGACACACACACACACACACACACACACACACACACACACACACGCGCGCGCGCACACACACUGGUGUGAAGAGUUUAACUUCAACUCGGUUCUUUGGGAAUCUCCGCGCUGAAGCAGCGGCGCUGUGGGACUGGGUGAGCGGCUAAUAAACCCAGGAGCAGUGCUAAUCACAGGGCUAAUCACAGGGCUAAUCACAGGGCUAAUCACAGGGCUAAGCGGUGUGUCCUAUGGUCCAGCAUGCUGAAGACCCGACAGUGUUUACUCGGACUCCGCACUUUCCUCGGAGUGGCGUCGAGGAUCUGGGGCUUCAUCCUUUACAUCCUCAGGAAGCACCUGCGCACGAUAAUUCAGUACCAGACGGUGCGCUAUGACACAUUACCCCUCUCUCCUGCAUCCAGAAACAGACUCAAUGCAGUCAAGAGGAAGAUCUUGGUUCUGGAUCUGGAUGAGACUCUGAUUCACUCUCACCAUGACGGGGUGCUGAGGCCUACAGUCCGACCCGGAACUCCACCGGACUUCAUCCUCAAGGUGGUGAUAGAUAAACACCCGGUGAGGUUUUUUGUCCAUAAAAGGCCACACGUCGACUUUUUCUUAGAAGUGGUGAGUCAGUGGUACGAGUUGGUGGUGUUCACAGCCAGUAUGGAGAUUUACGGCUCUGCUGUAGCAGAUAAACUCGACAACAACAGAGGAAUCCUCAAGCGCAGAUACUACAGACAGCACUGUACGCUGGAUUUGGGGAGUUAUAUCAAGGAUCUGUCAGUAGUGCACAACGAUCUGUCCAGUAUAGUGAUCCUGGAUAACUCACCUGGAGCAUAUCGCAGUCAUCCAGAUAAUGCAAUACCUAUAAAAUCGUGGUUCAGUGACCCGAGUGACACGGCGCUGCUGAACCUGCUGCCCAUGCUGGACGCACUGAGGUUUACCUCUGACGUUCGCUCGGUUCUCAGCCGUAAUCUUCAUCAGCAUCGUCUCUGGUGAUGUUUUAAACUCCUCUGUUAAACUCUCCACUGCUGGAACUGUCCGUCUCUCUGUCAGGUGACCCGUGAUGUCAUCAAACUCCAACAAUCAGACUGGAGAGAGAGAGAGAGAGAGAGAGAGAGAGAGAGAGAGACACGUGCACACACUGAACUGCAGCAGACAGACAGGCGUCGCACUCUCUCCUCGCUGUCUUUGUCCCGUAUGGAUCCUGCCUUACAGCCGCGUGGGUCUGUGAUGGAUGGAGGGAUUUUUACACUUCUCCUUUAGUUUCCUGACAUUGUUCUCCUUUAUAAAGAGUAAAUUAUUGGAUGAAUUGGAUGCAGCCAGUCAGAUAUUCCUCUUCCUCCUCUCUUUUUUCCUCCACUUUCUCAGUAUUCGCUCUUUUCCUCUUCUUUCUCCUUCGUUUUCCUGAAGCCUAGCACUUAUCCCUCUUUUCCCAUUCUCUCUCUCUCUCUCUCUCUCCCUCUCCCUCUCUCUGUCUCUCUCCCACUCCCUCUCUCUCUCUCUCUCUCUCUCUC